Perca fluviatilis (European perch) is the source of this 1155-nucleotide messenger RNA. RefSeq lists its product as uncharacterized. NCBI's taxonomy places the organism in Eukaryota, Metazoa, Chordata, Actinopteri, Perciformes, Percidae. The record is from RefSeq and is a predicted model, not a curated record. Bases 105 to 833 code for a protein of 242 amino acids. The transcript is spliced from 7 exons.
UUGCAAGGGAAUGUGGGGCCAAGCAUCCUGAAACUCUGUCAUCAACCAAGUUGAGAAAGCACAUUUCCACACUGUCCACUGUGCUUAACUUGAAAGAUAAUGAGAUGGACAUACUUGCAAAUUUUCUUGGCCAUGACAUCCGGGUCCAUAGGCAGUACUAUAGACUACCUGAAGGAACAAUGCAGCUGGCUAAAGUCAGCAAAGUGCUGAUUGCCCUAGAACAGGGCCGACUGUCAGACUUCAAGGGAAUGAGCCUGGACCAAAUCCAAAUCGAUCCUGAAGAGGAAGUGCCAGAGGCUAUGGAAAGCGAUCUCUCAGAGACAGAGGCACAAGAGUCAUCUGUGAGCUCUAGGUCAUCAGGCUCUUCAAGAUCUAAAAAAAGACUAAUGACUGAUGAGUCUGAUGAUGACAUUGCACCCACAGCAUCUUCAACACCUAAGAGAAGAAUGCAAGAUGUUGAAUCUGACAGUGAUGACCCUAAAACCGGAACCUCAAGCUCCAACAGAGAACAGCAGCCCUUUGAUGAUCCUGGCAGUGUUGAACCUGCUACCACAGGACCCUCAACAUCAAAAAUAAGAAAGGAAACUGAGUCUGACAGUGGGAACCUUAAAAAAGAAACCGCAAAGAGGAAUUGGUUGUUGGCAGAGGUCCACGCUGUGGAAAAGACACUAAUGGCCUUCAUAGAAUGUGGUAAAGUACCAGGGAAGUCGGAUUGUGUUGCCUGCAUUAAGGCUUCACCUGAAGCACUUACAAAAAGAACAUGGACGGCAGUAAAGUUUUAUGUUAAAAAUCGUAUCACUGCCAUUCAGCGUGAAAGUGCAAGAAGACGUUAAAGACAUUGGCUGUGCUGUAAAACGUAACACUUGGGUAAUUCAGUUUCUCACUCAUACACAUAGGUUGAAUAACCGCAUUAAGACUCUACUGAAAGUAAAAAAAUGUCAUCUAGCUCCAAAAGGAAAAUAAGUGCUAACAUUUUCAGACUUCUGUUUUCAUAAAAUCCCAAUGUGUUUUGCUGAGCCUUUUCUAACUGUAAGUAAUAGGAGAAACUGUUCUCACACGUGCUCGUUGCAAAUUAAGACCUGGCCCCAUCUAACCUGUCUUCUCGGUUGAAAAUUGGUGGAGAAAAGUUUAAGUCUUUUCCCAGUUAUAUUGUUA